Messenger RNA from Haemorhous mexicanus (house finch), 1940 nucleotides. RefSeq names its product nei like DNA glycosylase 3 (gene NEIL3). Bases 28 to 1881 code for a protein of 617 amino acids. The transcript is spliced from 11 exons. Gene Ontology annotation, cellular component: nucleus. Gene Ontology annotation, biological process: base-excision repair. The record is from RefSeq and is a predicted model, not a curated record. Gene Ontology annotation, molecular function: zinc ion binding; DNA N-glycosylase activity; damaged DNA binding. NCBI's taxonomy places the organism in Eukaryota, Metazoa, Chordata, Aves, Passeriformes, Fringillidae.
CGAAAGGCGGCGGCGGCCAUCGCGGCCAUGGUGGAGGGCCCGGGCUGCGCGCUCUGCGCCGAGCGCCUGCGGGCGCGCCUGCGCCCGGGACAGCGCGUGCGGGCCGCGCGGGGCGGCGGCGCGACUGCUGCAAGUAAAGAGAGCAUCUCUGGUCAUGAUUUCCUUGUUGGCCACGUUUACAGGGGUGUGGAGACAUUGGGAAAGGAACUUUUUAUGUAUUUUGAUCAGAAAGCUUUGAGGAUUCACUUUGGUAUGAAUGGUUCCAUGCACAUUAAUCCUGAUGGAAGCAAAGACAGAAAUGGAGCACAACCAGUUUUGGAGAUACAGCUUAUGGAGGAUACUGUUUGUUUUUGGGAUGUGACAGUAGAGUAUAGAAAUGCAGCUGAGUGUGAGCAGAAAGUGAGGAUGAUGGAGAGUUUGGAUGUCUGUUCUCCAAAGUUUAGCUUCUCAAGAGCAGAACAUGAGAUUAAGCAGCAGAACACCCGUAUGUUGUGUGAUGUGUUAUUGGAUCAAUCAGUAUUACCUGGAGUGGGAAAUAUCAUAAAGAAUGAAGCACUCUUUGAUAGUGGUCUUCAUCCAGCUCUUAAGGUUUGCCAACUGACAGAUGAGCAUAUACGUCGCUUGGUGAAAAUGACCCGUGACUUUACCCUGCUUUUUUAUAAGUGCCGCAAAGCUGGGUCCCCGCUGUACCGACACUACAGAGUGUACAAGCGCCCAGCCUGCAGGGAGUGCAGUGGCAGCAUCACCGUGUGCCGUCUGGGAGACCAUAACAGGAUGACUUACUUCUGCUCUCAAUGUCAAAAGGCAGAUCCCCAGCUUGUCAAUCUUAGCAAACUGCCAGCUAGAAACAGCCUAAUUGGCUGGGCAUAUGGCAGGGGGUCAUGUUCUAAUGAACAUGUAGCUCGGAAAUCUGAAGAGGAGUGGACGUGUAUGUGCUGCACCCUAAUAAACAAGCCUUCUGCUGAAAUUUGUGAUGCCUGUUUGACUUCAAGACCUGAAGUUCCAAAGAUGGAGAGUUUUGAAGAUUCUGCAGCCUUUAACACAAACUUAAUGAAGUACCCUUGUAAUGAUUUCAGAAAACCAAGCACAGAAAUAAAGAUCAAUAGGAAAACUGCGUUUGGAACUACAACUCUUGUCUUAACAGAUCUUGGUAACAAAACUGUUUUGAGAAAUGAUAUCCAGAUAUCUGGUGAACACUCUCAGUGUGUUUUUCCAAAAAGCAAUUGUAAACAGAUCCAAAGCAAUGCCUGCCAGUCAGCGGGAAGCACAGAGAAGGACUCCUCAACAAAUGUAGCUGCCCUGGCUUUGUCUUCCUGUCAGCAGCCUGUCUCUUUCAAACACAUACAGAAGAAACAGAAAACUGACCAUGUACCUGUGGUUCACCCAUAUAAUACAGCAAUCAGCGCACCUCAAACUAAUGUGAGAGAUGAUACUGGUAUGUUGAGCGUGGGGCAUCCUCGCUGCAGUAAACACAGCCGUCUCUGCAGCCUCAGAGUUGUGAGGAAGGAUGGAAAAAACAAGGGAAGGCAGUUUUACUGUUGCCCUCUCUCCAGGGAAAAUCAGUGUGAAUACUUUCAAUGGGCUGACCUGGAUUUUCCGUUUUGUAACCAUGGCAAGCGAUGUGUUAUGAAGACUGUGUUGAAGAUCGGUCCCAAUAAUGGAAAGAACUUUUUUGUGUGCCCUCUUGGGAAGGAAAAACAGUGUGGCUUCUUCCAAUGGGCAGAAAAUGGGCCAGGUGCAAGAAUGACUGGGGGACACACAAAAUCUGCAGCUCUUGGAUUCUACUCCUUUAGUGGCAGAACUGGAGGCUCAGCCACCAACUGGCAGCAGGCUGCAUUUGCUCAGGACUGUGAGUCAAGAACCAGCCAUACUCAGUGUUAAGUGCUAAAAAAGCACAACUACAUCAACUUUGAAAAUGAAAGUAUACCCAACUCAAAAUA